Botrytis sinoallii is the source of this 684-nucleotide messenger RNA. RefSeq lists its product as uncharacterized. Lineage: Eukaryota; Fungi; Ascomycota; Leotiomycetes; Helotiales; Sclerotiniaceae. The record is from RefSeq and is a predicted model, not a curated record. The transcript is spliced from 5 exons. The coding region runs from base 182 to 508 and encodes 108 amino acids.
CUAGAGGGAGGGGGGAUUAUUAUUGUGCUUGUUUCUUCUUUUCUUUCUUGUUGAUGUUUAUUUUUAUAUUUUAUAUUUUCAAUUGAGAUUUAGAUUUGAGAUUUGUUAGGAAGAACGAUUAAAUUAAAUAAAACAAUCACAUUCAUAUUCACAUUCACCUCAAUCAACAACAAACACAAAAAUGUCUUUCAUCCUCCGUCAAUCGAUUCGAGCUGCUCGUCCAGUCUCCAUCGCUUUCCCCACCAAACGUACAUUUGCCAUCUCGAGCAUGCGAGCUUUAAAAGAGAGUGAUAGACAUGCCCCAGAAAAAGCUGCGGAUUAUGAACGUCAUAAGCAAGAUCAAUUGGCCAAACAAAAGGAGGGAAAGAAUCACUGGAAACCAGAAUUGGCUAGUGAUAGUGAAGAAGCUGUAGCAGCAGAUCGCCACGAACAUGAUGAUCAUUCCGCAGAGGGACUCAAGGAAUUACAAAAGGAGACUGCGGGACAUGCCGAAGAGAAACAUAAGUGAGAUGGUCCUUUGUAAUGAGCGAGCGAGUUCUUGAAAUAUUGUUCAUGAAUGGAACGAGUCAGGAUAGUGGGUUGUAGAUUUGGAUUUGGGGAUUUAGGGGUGGGGUUGAGGAGGGUGGAAAUUGAGGAAAUACUGUUGAGAUGAGGGGGGUGAGGUGUUCCUGGAGGUUUAGGGGA